UAGUUUGUUAUUCUCCCAAGAUUACUCUCUCUACUUCAUUAACAUUACACAGCCCCCUCAGUUUAUCUAACGUUUUCUAUUAAAAAUGUGAGCUGAAUACGAAAUUACUAUUAAACCCAAUUAAGGAAUUAAUCUAACCAAAUCCGCCCAAAUAUUUUAUUGAUAAAGUCGUCAGGACACAACAGAAAAAUAUGCCUUUCAAGCUGAAAUUAAAAAAAUCGCGUCAUUACAGCGUGGUUUCAAAGUCGCUGUUCGUUAUAUCCGUGGAAAUGUUGGACGGUACAAAUAUCGAAUGUACACUCUCCUCGGAAAACAGCGGGCAAGAUUGCCUAGAUGUCGUGUGCCAGAAGCUCGGACUGAACCAACCAAAGUUUUUCGGAUUACAAUAUUUAAGUCGAUAUAAGGAGCCUACUUUGUGCUGGUUAGAAUUAGAUCGCCCAAUAAAACGGCAGCUGGACAAGCACGCUAAGAGUUUGUCAGUUUAUUUACGUGUGAUGUACUAUGUUGUAUCAGGAUGUCGAUUGCUAAACGAUGAAGUUACAAGGUCUCAUUAUUUUCUGCAAUUGAAAAUGGAUGUAAUUGAGGGCCGUAUAUGGUGUAAUCCGCAACAGGCAGUCGAAUUGGCAAGCUACUGUAUGCAAGCCGAAUUUGGUAAUUUCGAUGCUGAACGUCACACAGCACACUAUCUGAAAGAUUUUCAAUUGUUUCCAAAGAAUUUCACUGACUCGUGUUUAUUAGAAUCGUUAACCGAGGCAGCUAGUCGUCAGCAUGCUCUUUUACAUAAUUUACCACAAGGGACAGCAGAAGAAUAUUACAUCUGCGCUUGCCAACGACUAGAUGGUUAUGGGCAGGAAAUAUUUGCAGUCAAAGAUAGUGCGGGAGAAGAGGCAAUUAUAGGCGUUUCGCUGACCGGGAUUACCGUUUCGUACGCCACCGGCAGAGAGGGACGAAGCUAUGGGUGGGUCGAUAUUAGUAAUGUAAUUAACCAUAAGAGGGAUUUCACUAUCGAAUCUGUAGUCGGUUCUGAUAAAGCAGAGUUUCAUUUUGCCGAUGUGGAAACGGCAAAAAAUAUGUGGCGGUUUUGUGUCCUACAACAUAUGUUCUUUCGAGAAUUUGAAAUGGAGGCCAAUACUGAGACCAGCGAUAAAGAUCCACCAGUUUUUCAGCAAGCCAACCCUGAGGGCAACUUACGGAAAUUGGACAGUUAUGAAGAUAUAUCGACAACUUCACAACGAUCUUCACACGCAUUAACUCUUCGAGCUCAGUCAACGUCGUGCCUGGAUUUGAAUACUCCCACCGACAUCGAUAAAUUACGAAGUUUACUUCCAUCAUACAGACAGGCCCCAGACUAUGAAACUGCGGUCCAACAGAAAUAUCGCAACUCAUCAAGUGCAAUUCAAAAUCGAGAACCUUUACACAACACUCACGCUAUUUUGUACAGUUCACAACCAGAAAUACACCAAACCGAUGGUUACUCCUCCCACCUGUGUUACCCGGAUGUAACUCACAAUAACAUUGAGCAGAAAAAUUUGAUAUCCACACUUUACAGUGCACCAUACACACAAUCACAAGGCAUGGUCAAUUUAACCGAAAGCAUGGGACUUUUACACCUUUAUAAACCUCCACCCCCAUACCCGAGCAAUAGAAUUAACUCAAAUUCUACUCCAGAUUUAGCUGGGCUUACGCAACAACACAACACUCAAAUUAGUUACAUUAAUAACAUUGUCUCCGGAUCUAGUCCUGAUUUAGUAUCAAAUGGAAACAUCAUCAAUCAGCAGUAUUUAAAACAGUACGGUCAAGCGCUUUACCCACAGCAACAAACUGAUCCCGUCCAUCGAUCGCACAGCUACCUAUCUGCACCUCAAGGACUGCCCCAAGCUGUAAUCGUCGAUAAUCCAAAUGUAACGAAACAUAUUAAAAAGGUUUAUGACGAACAUGGCAAUAUAAUCUACUGUAUGCCCGCAAAUAUGAAACAAAUACUGCAAGAGAAUAAACUACCAAGUACAGGGUUCGUAGUAACACGCAACCAAAAUGCGGUUGUCACACACGUUCAAGACUUGAAUAACUCCUGGGAGCCAAUCUACGAAAAUAUUCCACUCCCUUGGCAAAACGACGGUGGGGAAAUGCGAUCGCGUACCCAAAGCGUACAGUCGGCCCCAGAAAUUAGUCAAAUACUAAAUCAUACCCUAAUAAAUAACAUGACGGCUAACAUGCAACACUCAAAUGACAAAUCGAAUCGAGAAAACCUAUACGCCAACAUAAACCGAAGCGGAAAUAGUAAUAAGUCUUCCAAAAAUGAUUUGGUCGGUAGUACCGGAAGCUUAAUAAAUCAAUCGUCUUCGCAAAACUUGACACAAAUUUCCACGAGCACCGCUUUUAGUAAUAGUUCCACCGACACGUCCAUGACCAAGAUGAAUAAUACAUUUACAGUUGGUAAAUCGGCGAUGAGCACUCCUCUACCGGAAAGUAACACCAGUAGUGAGAUCAUUAGCGAUAUCAGCAACAGCUCGGGUAACAGUUCAGGUAAGACAAAGAGGAAACGAUGGGGUAUCUUAAUGGGCAGGAGUAAAUCAAACGAAAAAGUGAAAAGUGCGACGUUGGGAAGAGAGAAAGAGAAAAACAAGGAAAAGAACCAAACCAACCGUCAUAGGUGGUCGACAGGUCUACCGCGUUUGUAUCCGUUACCACCUUCGAUUAGUAAGGAAACAAUGUGCCAAGUCUUAGAAAAUAAGCUUGCCGAUAGUCAGUUGUUUUUCGAAUUUGACAAGAUACCUAAGAAGAAGCAGAACGCCGAUUUUACCACCGCCUUGCACCUCGACAAUGCGAAGUACAAUCGUUACAAGGACGUCUUGCCCUACGAAGAUAAUAGGUUAAGAUUGACUCCGACUCGAGAAAAUAAAUUUGGAUACAUUAACGCGUCGCAUAUUACCGCAACAGUUGGCAGUAAACAACGAUUCUAUAUAGCAAUGCAAGGACCUACGAAGCUUACGAUACCACAUUUUUGGCAAUGCGUUUGGGAAGCAGAGGUAUACCUUUUAGUGCAGCUCACUGAACUUUUGGAAGAUAUUAAUUAUUUACCAAAUGCGGAACAACGCUGUAUUGAUGCUAGUCAGGACUAUCAAAUUUGGUGGGAGUUCUCCCAAAAAACCGGCCAUUGCAUAACGAGUAAAAUACGUCUGUGCCAUGUUUCGUCGCGUCGAUAUAGAACUUUAUGGCAUCUUCAUUAUACCGAUUGGGGCGAGCACGGCUGUCCACAAUCGGUGUCACAUUUCCUCGGAUUUUUGGAAGAGUUACAGUCGGUACAGCAACACUCGUUAGAGGAAAUACCACCGGGACACAACAAAAAUCCUCCGGUUCUCGUGCACUGCACCGCAGGCGUUGGGAGAACUGGUUUGACAGUAUUGGCAGAUCUUUUACUUUACACGGUAGAUCACAAUCAGGAGGUGGAUGUAGCUAGAGUCGUCGGUCUGUUACGUCACCAACGCCCAUUUAUGGUACAAACAAUUGCUCAAUAUCGUUUCGUGUAUUCACUUCUCAUUCAUUAUUUAAAGCAAACUCGCCUUAUAUGAGUAAUAUGAGUGCCAUGAACCAGUUAUUAAUCACUUUAAUUGAUUUGUCAUAAUCAUAACAACGUACUUAAAUUUUAAACAUUUAUUUAUAUGUAUUUUAAAAAAGUAUUAACACUGAUGUGCGUUUUUAACAUGAUGUUUUGAAGUAAAAGAGGCUGUGUAGAAUACUA
Molecule: messenger RNA, 3739 nt
Organism: Photinus pyralis (common eastern firefly)
Lineage: Eukaryota; Metazoa; Arthropoda; Insecta; Coleoptera; Lampyridae
Product: tyrosine-protein phosphatase non-receptor type 14-like
Exons: 11
Coding region: 192-3569 (1125 amino acids)
Biological process (GO): protein dephosphorylation
Cellular component (GO): cytoskeleton
Molecular function (GO): protein tyrosine phosphatase activity
Source: RefSeq, a predicted model, not a curated record